This is a messenger RNA of Paramisgurnus dabryanus, 1735 nucleotides long. It is a transcript of the gene hspb1, whose product is annotated as heat shock protein, alpha-crystallin-related, 1. The record is from RefSeq and is a predicted model, not a curated record. Gene Ontology annotation, biological process: negative regulation of apoptotic process; protein refolding; response to heat. Lineage: Eukaryota; Metazoa; Chordata; Actinopteri; Cypriniformes; Cobitidae. Gene Ontology annotation, cellular component: nucleus; cytoplasm.
ACCCAAACAGGAGGCAGAACUUGCCUGGAAACUUACCUAGAAAGCAAGAUUGAAGAUCUCCAACAAACCUCAGUCAUGGCCGAGAGACAGAUUCCUUUUACCUUCAUGCGCUCUCCGUCCUGGGACCCUUUCCGGGACUGGCACCAGGGCAGCAGACUCUUCGAUCAGACCUUCGGAAUGCCGCCUUUCCCUGAAGGGACGGCCACCUUUCCCAGCACACACUGGCCGGGAUACAUGCGGCCCUUCGGAUAUUCCGAUUUGGCCCCUUUGAUGCAGAUGCCAGUGGUACCCUCGGCAGCCGUGAUGCCUCAGAUGAUGUCAGCGCCCUACAGCCAGGCCCUUACCCGGCAGCUCAGCUCGGGAAUGUCAGAGAUAAAGCAGACGCAGGACUCGUGGAAGGUCAGCUUGGAUGUGAACCACUUUGCUCCAGAGGAGAUUUGUGUCAAGACCAAAGAUGGAGUUGUCGAGAUUACUGGCCAACACCAGGAAAGAAAAGAUGAGCACGGCUUUGUGUCCAGAAGUUUCACUAGAAAAUACACUCUGCCCUCUGGUGUUGAUGGAGAGAAAAUCACCUCGUGUUUGUCUCCUGAGGGAGUUCUGACUGUUGAAGCUCCAAUGCCCAAACCUGCCAUCAUGGCCUCUGAGAUCAACAUCCCUGUGAACACAGUCAGCACAUCUGCCACGGGAAAGAGCGCCAGCACAGGAGGAGCAAAGAAACCUUGAGCUUUACAUCACACAACACAUCAUCAUCAUCAUCAUCAUAUACUGUCUACAGGUGGAAAAGGAACUUCCACCUCAUUUCAUACUCUUCAUUUCUCAUCUUUUUCUCCUCUCUUUCUCAUUCAUCUCUUUACCUACUGCUUAAAUAAUAUUAAUAAAUCCAAACAGUUAAAUAGAGUACAUGUGACUGGCUGAAUGUCUCAAAAACCCUUUAGUAUUAUUACUAUAACAAUAUCACUGUACUACACUAUAAUAAAGUCAUGGCAAUAAUGUUACAAUGCAUGCAAGCAUGUUAUAUUUUCUUUAUGUAAAAUAUAACUGCUUAAAAUCUUUAUGGUUUAUUGGGUAAAAUAUCCCAUACGGCAAAUAUGUCAAACAAAAAUGGGCAAAAAACAUAUUUGCUGAAAUAUAUUUUGGAAUAUUUAAAAAAAAUGGUUUGGCUUUUUUUAUAUUUUGAAAUAAUACUAUUUAUAUUUUUAUAUAUAUAAAUAUAUUUAAAUAAAUAUAUUUAAAAGCAAGGAAAUAUAUUCAAUAUAUUCAAAUGUUAAAAUUAAAUGUAUAAAAUUUGAUUGUAUUUAGCAUAUAUUUAAAAUAUAAUAUGGCCAAGAAUACAUUUCUUGACAUAUGGGAAAUGUAUUUGCUUGCCCUUGAAAUACAUUUUGAAAUAUAUUUAGUUUUCUUUAUGUAAAGAUAUAUUUUCAAAUUCAAAAAUAUAUUUUGCAUAGAUUUAAAACAUAUUUUUGGACAGAGAAGUGUAUUUUUUGCCGUAUGGGAUGGCCUGGAGAUUGAAUGAGAUGAGAUGAUUUUAUAGUUUCACACUUUCUUUGAAUCACAAUCACACAAACCAAUAAACACAAGACUCCUCCAAAGUGACUUUAUUUUAAAGAUGGAAGCCCCUGGAGGAAAAGUGUCUGAGUUCUUGUGUACAGACAGAGGGCGCUGUUCACUUUUUUGCUUUAUUCCAUUCAUCUGUGCACUAUAAAGAAAUAAAUGUUUGUCAGAAUCAGAAAAAAUA